Molecule: messenger RNA, 942 nt
Organism: Suncus etruscus (white-toothed pygmy shrew)
Lineage: Eukaryota; Metazoa; Chordata; Mammalia; Eulipotyphla; Soricidae
Product: olfactory receptor 52E8-like
Exons: 1
Coding region: 1-942 (313 amino acids)
Biological process (GO): G protein-coupled receptor signaling pathway
Cellular component (GO): membrane
Molecular function (GO): G protein-coupled receptor activity; olfactory receptor activity
Source: RefSeq, a predicted model, not a curated record
AUGUCUAUGCCUAAUGACACUGCAUACCAUCCUUCUUCAUUCCUUUUGCUGGGCAUUCGAGGGCUAGAACAUUUGCAUACCUGGAUUGGAUUUCCUUUUUUCUUUGUGUAUGUAGUUGCACUUUUUGGGAAUACAGUUAUCCUUUUUGUGAUCCAGACUGAACAGAGUCUCCAUGAACCCAUGUACUACUUCCUGGCCAUGUUGAAUAUCAUUGACUUGUGCUUAUCCACAAGCACAAUUCCCAAAAUGCUGGGGAUCUUCUGGUUCAAUCUCAGAGAAAUUUCAUUUGGUGGUUGUCUUACUCAGAUGUUCUUCAUACACUACUUCACUGGCAUGGAGAGCCUUAUUCUGGUGGCUAUGGCAUUUGACCGCUUUGUUGCUAUUUGUAAACCUCUUCGGUACACCAUGAUUCUCACUAACAAAAUCAUCAUCAUCAUUGCAUGCGUUGCCAUACUGAGGAGCCUGUACAUGGUGCUUCCUGCAGUAAUACUUAUACUGAGGCUGCCAUUCUGUGGACAUUAUAUCAUUCCUCAUACCUAUUGUGAGCACAUGGGUAUUCUCCGACUAGCUUGUGCUAGCAUCAAAGUGAACAGUAUAUUUGGACUUAGCAAUAUUUCCCUCUUAUUAUUGGAUGUCCUCCUCAUUAUUCUAUCUUAUGUUAGGAUCCUUUAUGCUGUCUUUUGCCUACCCUCCUGGGAAGCCCGGUUCAAAUCUCUCAACACCUGUGGUUCACACAUUGCUGUUAUCUUAGCCUUUUUCACGCCAGCAUUUUUCUCUUUUCUGACCCACCGUUUUGGCCACAAUGUUCCCCAAUACAUUCAUAUCCUUCUAGCCAAUAUAUAUGUCGUUUUUCCACCAGCCCUCAAUCCUGUGAUUUAUGGUGUCAGGAACAAGCAAAUUAGAGAAUAUGUCCUUAGAAUAUUCUUCAAGAAAAAUCACUAA